GGAAGAAUUGGUAAGUGGACAUGGGGAGACUUGAAAGAAUCUUAUACUUACGAUGGUGGACGACUGAGCGAGAUCAAGUAUGCUGACGAUACAUCCCUGCUGUUUACAUUUAAGGAUGCAACCAGCAUGUAUCCAUUAAAAAUAACAACACCAAGACGAUCUGACUAUUUGCUGCAAUAUGACGAGUCUGGAGCACUUCAGAGUCUCACAACUCCACGCGGUCACAUCCACACCUUCUCAUUGCAGACAUCCUUUGGAUUCAUGAAGUAUCAAUAUCAUUCACCGACUCAGAGACAUCCAUUUGAGCUGCAGUAUGAUGAUCAAGGUAAUUUAUUGGCUAAAAUUUUGCCACAUCAAAGUGGAAAGAUUGUUUAUGUCUAUGACUUAAAUGGACGGCUAGAGACGAUACUUGCUGGAUUAUCACAGACGCACUACACAUAUCAAGAAGGAACUGGAUUACUCAAGCAAGUUGAAGUCAAAGAACCAGGAUUUGAACUCAGAAGAGAGUUCAGAUACCACACAGGAUUACUUAAGGACGAAAAGAUCAAGUUCAGCUCCAAAGGAACAAUCACAGCAAGUCAUUAUAAAUACCAAUACGACAGCCAAGCUCGAGUCAGUGCUAUUGAGAUGACAUUGGAUGGUAAAGACUUACCAAUGCUCAGAUUUAAGUUCCAUCAGAAUCAUGGAACCCUUUUGAAUGUCUCAGACCUGAAAAUAUCCAGAAAUGUCAACCGAACAGUCAUUGAAGAUGUGUCCAAGAACUACUUCACAAUCACAGACUACGAUGAACAUGGACGAGUCAAGUCAGUCCUAAUCAACAUCAAAUCUGUCGAUGCAUUCAGACUGGAACUUGAACAUGAUUCUAGAAACAGAAUUAAGACACACAAAGUCACAAUCGGACGACAGCCAUCAAUGGACAAGAUUAAUUACAAUGCUGAUGGACAUGUGAUGGAAGUAAGUGGAACGAACAACUGGAAAUACUUGUAUGAUGAGAAUGGCAAUGUUGUUGGAAUCAUGGAGCAAGGGGAUAAGAUGAACUUUGGAUAUGACCCUGCUGAUCGUGUUAUUCAGGUUGGUGACGUCGAGUUCAACACCUACGACUCACGAGGCUUCGUCACAAGACGUGGUGAGCAAAAGUAUCGAUACAACAACCGAGGACAACUCACACACGCUAUGGAACGUGAUAAGUUCCAAACAUGGUAUUGCUAUGAUGAUUUGGAUCGUAUGGUCAUGUGGUAUGAUGAGAAAGGAAAUGUCACGCAGUUCUUCUACGCAAAUCUUAUGAAUAGAAAUCUAGUCACGCACAUGCAUCAGCCGAAGAGUGGAAGGACGUUUAGAUUCAUCUACGACGAUCGCUCAAACCUCAUUGCUGUUGAGACCUCAGACCAAAGAUUCUAUGUAGCAACCGACCAAAAUGGCUCACCACUUGCCUACUUUGAUGUCAAUGCCAAUGUUGUUAAGCAAAUAAGACGCACACCAUUCGGUAAAAUCAUCAAAGACACAAAUCCAGAGUUUUAUGUUCCAAUUGGCUUCCAUGGUGGUCUUAUGGAUCCAAACACAAACUUAAUCUACAUAAAUUCAAGGCUUUAUGACCCAACAGUUGGACAAUGGAUGACACCAGACUGGGAGAGACUAGCCAAUAACAUGGUUCUGCCUACUGAUGUAUUUACAUACAGAUUCCGAAACAAUGAUCCAAUUAAUGGAUGGAGAAGUCAAGAACAUGAUCAACAAUCAAUUGGACUCAUGUCUGACAUCAAUUCAUGGAUCAAGAUGUUAGGAUAUGAUGUUGAUAGAAUGCAAGGAUCAAAAUAUAUCAACAGUGUGUUGCACAAGCCUGAAUUUAGAAUCAAGUCUGAACAGAUAUCGCCAGAGUUUGGUGCUAUAUCAGGGCUGAGGAGUAUUAUUGAUAAGAUCGACGAAUCAUUCUCGAAUGUCGAAAUCGUCCCACGUUCCCUCCUCUUUGACUACAUUCCAAUCACACAACCGCGCAUUGCAUAUCGUCGUGGCAUAUUUGGUGAAGGAGUUCUCUUCUCACGCGUUGACAAUCGUGCACUUGUCUCAGUCAUUGACAGUUCAAACAGUGUUGUACAAGACGUCGUCUCGUCAGUCUUUAACAAUUCAUUCUUCCUCGACCUUCAUUUCAACAUUCACAGUCAGGAUGUCUUUUAUUUUGUGAAAGACAACAUCAUGAAGUUGCGUGAUGACACGGAGGAAUUGAGACGACUCGGUGGAAUGUUUAAUGUGACAACACAUGACAUUAAUGAUCAUGGUAGUGAGAAUGGUAAAGAAUUGAGACUGCAUGGCAGUGAUGCGAUUGUUAUUAUAAAAUAUGGAGUUGAUCCAAUAACUGAGAGGAGGAGAAUCCUUAAGCAUGCACAUAAGAGAGCUGUUGAUAGAGCAUGGGAGAAUGAGAAGACACUUAUUGCUGGUGGUGCUGAAGGAAGUGUGAGUUGGACGGAGGAUGAGAAGGAGGAGCUCCUACAAAAUGGUGAAGUUGAGCACUACGAUGGUGUUGACAUUCACAGUAUUCAUAAAUAUCCACAAUUAGCCGAUGAUCCUUCCAAUGUUGUCUUCCAACGAAGCUCAAAAACACACUGACGACGGGGUAAUAGUGAUACCGAGGGUAUCGUUAAAAAUAAAGGUAAACGACAACGACAAAAUCAACAACAGCAACAACAGUAAAAGCGCAAGUAGAAAUUAACAAAUUAAUGAAUAUAAUAAAAAUUAAAUAAUUAUUAAAAAAUUUGUCCCACCAUGUAAAAAGAAUUAUCAAGCAUUUGCUCUAAUUUUUGGGGUUAAUGUGGAUAAGAAACGGAAGAAAUGAUGUUCUGAAUUGGGAUUUGGAAGUUGGAGUGAUGAUUAAUGUUGAAAUUUGC
This is a messenger RNA of Chironomus riparius, 2876 nucleotides long. NCBI's taxonomy places the organism in Eukaryota, Metazoa, Arthropoda, Insecta, Diptera, Chironomidae. The record is from the annotation of a GenBank genome assembly.